Molecule: messenger RNA, 1281 nt
Organism: Cricetulus griseus (Chinese hamster)
Lineage: Eukaryota; Metazoa; Chordata; Mammalia; Rodentia; Cricetidae
Source: RefSeq, a predicted model, not a curated record
GCAGUCCUUCCGGCGUUACGACGUUGAGGGAAGUUACUUGCUUUUGUUUUCAGGCCAAUUUCGAACUCUUGGCAGUUCUGCCUCAGCCUCCCAAGUGCUAGGAUUAUAGGCAUAAGCCUCCAGGCCGGGUCUGGGCAGAUCCUCAAAAGUGGGAUGAGGCUUCAUCCUAGAAGGUUUAGUAGGGGUAUGUAGCUAAUUGGGCCCUAAUUGAGCUGUAUGCAGGCACUUGGAGAUAAAGAAUAGUCUAACCAGCAAAGCCAAUUACCUCUAAGAAAAGGUAUUUAGAACCGGACAGUGAUGGCGCACACCUUUAAUCCCAGCAUUGGGAGGCAGAGCAGACACAUCUGACAUGUCAUUUGAGGAGCUGUUGGAGUUGCAGAGCCAAGGGGGACCCAAGGCAUGCAAACAGGUGGUAGCUGGAAGGAGCACUGAGAAGCAAAGCCCCAGACAACCCGUGUGUGUUGCAGAUAAGCACCGACCUCUGGAAAUGUCAGCCAAAGUUCGAGUGCCAUUCUUACGUCAGGUUGUUCCCAUCAGUAAAAAGGUAGCCCGAGACCCCCGCUUUGAUGAUCUGUCAGGGGAGUAUAACCCUGAGAUAUUUGACAAAACUUACCAAUUCCUGAACGAUAUUCGAGCCAAAGAAAAAGAGCUUGUGAAAAAGCAGUUGAAGAAGCACCGGUCGGGGGAGGAGCAUGAGAAGCUGCAGCAGCUGCUUCAUCGGAUGGAACAGCAAGAAAUGGCACAGCAGGAACGAAAGCAGCAACAGGAGCUGCGCCUGGCCUCGAAGCAGGAGCGGCGGGCUCUGGCACAACAGGGUCAUCGGCCAUACUUCUUGAAGAAAUCUGAGCAGCGCCAGUUGGCCCUAGCUGAGAAGUUCAAGGAGCUGAAACGUAGCAAGAAGCUGGAGAGUUUCUUGAGUCGAAAGAGGCGCCGGAAUGCAGGCAAGGACAGGAAGCAUCUCCCUCUGAGCAAUGAGUAAGGAACACUGUCGCAGGGAGACCUGGAUCUGUAGGACCAAUCUGGGGCUGGCCAGUUCUGAUUGUUCCUGCCCAAAGACAAGCAUCACAAGUACCCUGAACUAGGCUGCCUGAGAAGACUGGCAUGCCCCUGGACUGUACAAGGGCUCUACAGCAACAGGAGCUCAGCCUUUCUCCAUAUCCUUCAUUGUGUUCUCGCUCAUGCUCUCCUUAAACCAGUGAGUCAACCUGGGGUAUGUUCAUGACUCCAGGGAAGGGACUAUACAUAAGAGCCAUUUUGGAAGCAUGCUUUUUACUCAUUGUU